Messenger RNA from Striga asiatica, 3289 nucleotides. Lineage: Eukaryota; Viridiplantae; Streptophyta; Magnoliopsida; Lamiales; Orobanchaceae. The record is from the annotation of a GenBank genome assembly.
CUCCCACCCUCCUACAGAACGAAGGUCGCGGCAUCGAAUCCACCAAUCUCAUACCCAAAACAUAUUUUAUUUUCCCCGCUUCAAUUUAUUAGUUAUUUAAUUUAAGCAUCCCUCCAUUUUUCUCAACCUGUCGUAUACUAUGCCUUCACCCUUCCACACCGCAGUGCUCGGCUCCUCCAUCGGCUACCCUAACGCCGUCGCUUGGUCGGAGGAGAACCUGGUCGCGGUGGCCGGCGGCAACACCGUCACGAUUCUGAAUCCUGGCAAUCCUGGAGCUCGAGGCGUGAUUACCAUCCCUGCCAGCAAGCCUUUCCCCCUCGGUGUGGUCGAUGGCAAAGGGGAAGAUUUGCUGAAUGAGUGUAUGCUACCGUGUAUUUUGGCGCGGGAUAAUCGUCCUUGUGUUAGGUCGAUUUCUUGGUCCCCCAUGGGCUUAGCCAACAAUGCCGGUUGUUUGCUUGCUGUUUGCACUACUGCGGGACGUGUGAAACUUUACCGCUUUCCUUUCUGUGAGUUUUCGGUGGAGUGGAUUGAGGUUUUGGACAUAUCGGAGUUGCUGUACAAUCAUUUCAAGAGUACCAAUUUUGGGGAUAAUCAAAUUGUAUCCACAGAAAUUUCAGAUGUGAUAGCAAGAAGAGAUGAUGUAGAUUAUGGAUGUGUGGAUGAGCCUCCAGUCUCCAGUUUAAGAAGGAGCCCUAAAAGAAAGAAACAGAAUGCAGCUAAUAUAGCUGAAACAGAUUCAGACAACAUGAGAGAGACAAAUACACUGCAACUUGUUCCUGUCUCAUUCUAUAAAAGUUUAGAGAAAGUGACUGAUGACCGGAAUUUGCCAAUAUUAACCAAGCAGCAGUAUGCCUCUCGCAGUGAAAUGCUGAUGUCACUUGCUAUUGCUUGGUCUCCAAUUCUGGGAACAUCUGGGAAUGGUGUUGCUUCUCCUCAAAACUUUUCCGAUUACUGCUCUGUUCUUGCUGUUGGAGGGAAGUGUGGAAGAAUUUCAUUCUGGAGAAUACAUGCACCCGAUUGCUAUGCAGUUGAUAACCCUAAGUACUUGAGUAAAGUAUUGCUUGUUGGCCUUCUUAGGGCACAUGAUACUUGGAUCACAGCGAUUAAUUGGGCGAUAUGUGGUUGUAAUGAUGCGAAGCCCCAGUUACUAUUGGCCACUGGAAGUUCUGAUGGUAGUGUGAAGAUUUGGCUCGUGAAUGGUGAGGAACUACUGAAAUCAUCAGAAUUGAUCCACAAUUCCUUUACCCUAUUUAAGGAGGCCACAACGGUUGAUCAUUCAACAAUCUCCGUACUGUCGCUUACUAUACCCUCUCAAUCACCAUGGAGACUGUUCUUAGCUGUUGGCAAAGGUUCUGGGUCAUUUGAAGUGUGGAUCAUUGACAUGCUUACCUGCAAUUUCGAUAGAGUUGGCUGUUAUAAUGCACAUGAUCGAAUUGUUACUGGUUUAGCCUGGGCUUUCAGUGGACGUUGUUUGUACAGCUGCGGCCAGGAGAACUCCAUGAAGAGCUGGAUGUUAGUUGAAAACUCUCUGUGUGAAGUCCCUAUUCCCUCAUAUUCUCCUGGUUUGAAGAGUUCCUGUGAUGUUCCUUAUGCUUUCGACUCUUGCUUUGGUCUGACGGUAUCCCCUGGAAAUUUGGCGAUUGCAGUGGCUCGUGGAUUUGACAUUGAUCUAUUACAUCCUAUGUACCAGGGAAGAAGUCACAGAGCUGCCAUCGAAUUAUUUUGGAUCGGAGGGCAGCAACUGGACCUUUCUUCUGGUCGAGAUACAGAAAAUAAACCAUUUCCUGGAAUCCCGGAAAAAGAACUGGUUUGGUGGGAAAGGAACUUAUUAUGGUCUUUGGAUCAGUAUGCAGAUCUCAAUAGGUUUCUGACCAUUUGGGAUAUUAUGACAGCUCUCUUGGCCUUCAAGCAGUCUUCACCUGGGUACACAGAGCGUAUUCUACUGAAAUGGCUGACAUCUCACUUAUGGUCGCAGUUUGGUGAUACUGUUGCAGCUUUGCCUGAACUGAUUAAGUGUCUUCCGAAGGUCUCUUCACGUCAUUUGCACCUCAUCAACAUCAUAAGUAGGCGUGUUGUUCUUAAAGGAUAUAAAGUCGACAAUACGAGUGGCAAACAGCAAGAAUUAGAAAAUUCCGGUGUUACCAAGGAUGGCCAGGUGAAUAUAUGGAUGGAGUUUCUUUCGAGAAGCGAAAGUGAACUCCUGGAGAGGCUUGUCAGUUUUUGUUUUUCCACCAUGUUAAGUCGGCAAUCUAAUUCAUCAGUGGAGUUUUACCGAGUUGGUUGCUGGAGUCCUGAUGGAUUGGCGCAGAUGGAGCAAUGGGUUUCAGAAAGUGGGAAGAAUUUGAAGGAUCAUACUAAAUUUCUAGCUGCCGAAGUUGGGAAAGUUGAGAAAAGGAGAUUAAAAGACCUUUUCAGGUAUGAUAUGGAAGAGCGGUGCAAUUUCUGUUCAGCUGUUGUGCCAUUUGAAUCAAAAGACAAUGCAGUUUGCUCAGGAGAAAGCUAUGAUAGUGGGACCUGUCAAAAACAUAAGCUAAAAAGAUGCGCCAUAUCCAUGCAGAUACUCCCUACUAAACCCUCCUGGUAUUGUACAUGUUGUCACAGACAGGCAGCAAAGUUGGCACCUAACGUUUUAUUUGCAGUGCUCGAAUAUCCUUCAGAUUUUGAAUCUUUGUUUGAGUCUCCUUCUCAAAAGUACCACCCAACACCAUGUUGUCCCUUUUGUGGUAUACUUCUCCAAAGAUUACAGGCGGAAUUUUCCCUGUCAACAUGUCUUGUGUGAAAACGGGUGUCUUCCAAGCUUAAUUAUCCUAUGGCAGAUGAAUGUCCUGCUUUCAUAAAGGUUGUUCAAUUUGAAAAGGGAAGCACAAAUACAUACAUCUGCUCCCCCGGUCAAAUAAUUUCAGACGGAUAGAUACAACAUCAUAACUGCUAUGGUGGGACAUGGAACCACUGAUGGGUCAGCAUAGACAUUCGUGUCCCUGUAAAUGAUAGGCUGCUUCUUUUGGCUGCACCACAUCUUUCAGGUACCUAUUAAAAUGGCAGAAUAGUAUGACACAAGUUAAAAGUAAAUAGAUUAUUUGAGUCUUUGUUUUCGAUGUUUAACCACGAGGCUACCAUUGGAGUUUCAAGGUCGUAGGUUACCAUUGGAGUGAUAUUGAUGGAAUUCAAUUUAAAAACAUUUAACUCUGCGAUGGUACAAUUUUUGCAUUUAUUUAUACUUUUCAAAUAAUUAUGCAGAUUAAUUCUGUUUACAAUUUUUGGAAAAAAGAAACUCAAUUUUUUACCUUUA